AGACGUAAGUGGCAAUGUCUAUAAAGCGUAUUCUCGCUCAGCUGUAGAUAUUAACCGGCUAAAUAAAGGGUGACCCUUUUAGCAUCUAUAGUGUACAGCAAACAUUGGGUCUUCAAUUGCGCCGGGUUAUAUAUUAGAAAAUUCUGACAGCUCGGGACCGUCACAAGAAAAUAAUGUCGUUUUUAUUACAUUUUUUGAUAAAUUAUAUUUCUAGUUUCGAUUCGGCUACGAUCCAAAGGCAUUAUCGAUUUUACUUUUUAGCGCGUGAUUGUAUUUUACACUUUUUUGAGAGAUACAGUGUAUGCGCUUUCGAAAAACAUAAAAAUUUUCACAGCGGUCGAAAGUACUUUGAGCGAGCGUAAAUUGUUACAAUAAUUCAGUUGAUUGCACAGUAAUACGGCACCCGAAUAUGGGUUAGCGGCAAGGAAUUCGAAGAUCUAGUGGACAUUAACAACUGUGAUAUUUAAAUGGUUGGUUCGUGUUUAUAUUUUGUUUGUUUUAUUAGUUUGUGUUGGUGCAUUCCGGUCGAGAAAGUGUGUGAUAGUAUCGAGUGUUUUUGUGAGACGGAUAUGAUGGAAAUGUACUCAGCUGGUAGGAGUUGCCUGACUGACGCCGGCUGUGUAUGCUGAAAACUCAUUUUCGACACGACACGACAAAUAGACGUGUCCACAAGUACCAAACACCUGAUACCAAAGCAAAAGUCAGACGAUGAAAAUGAUGCCGCAGCAGUACUGUCUGCGGUGGAAGCAUCACCACACCAACGUGCAGAAUAUGUUCGCACAGCUGCUAGAGAAAGAGAGGUUCUGUGACGUGACUCUGUACUGUUCGUCGAACUUCGCAUCGCAAGUGCCCAACAAGGACACUAUAGAUCCACAGCACAUAAGAGGGGUGUCCCUCAGGGCGCACAGGGUCGUGUUAGCAGCGUGUUCGGAGCUGCUGGGCACGCUGCUCAGCGCUCACGAGGCGCAGGGAGAGCCGGUCCUGGUGAUAGACGGCGCUGAGCCGCGUCACCUUAAAGCGUUGCUGGAUUACAUGUAUACUGGCGAGAUGAAUGUUCAUCAUUCGCAGCUAGCCAGUUUACUGAAGACAGCGGAGGAUCUCCGGAUAAAAGGAUUAACGGAUAUCCGGUGGAACAACAAGGACGAGCCCCCCGACUGUGAUAGUGGUAUAGUAACAGCGGUUCCGACGGAAGACAAGCAAGAGAAGCUAGCUGAGAAGCAACCGUCGUCGAAGCUCGCUUCGCCGAAGCAAGAGGCCAACCAGAAGCACGAGGUGUCCGAACUCAGGGCGUACGUGAAGAAGGACGACUGUGAUGAGGGCAAGGCGGAGAAAUAUAACGUCAAUGGAGGACCACCGCCGCUCAUAAAGUUGAACACAAAAGAGAAGCACAGCCCGCCAAAACGGGAACACUCCGAUUCUGACUCUCCAAGCCCUAAGCGACAAAGGCACAUGAGCGGGACAGAGCAUACGGACGACGAAUCGCUCUCGCAUAAAUCUGACAGAGAUGCGCAAGAGUGGCAACACGGGAAUAUGGACAUAAGCGCCGAGCGAGUGGUCGGCUGGGGUAUGGGUUCCAGUUCACGUGUGUGGUCCCGUUCGAACUCCGAGGACGAGUGGGACGCAUGCGCGGACAUCGGCUCCUUCCUGCACACCAGGCUGCGGGUGUUGGGCGACAACAGUGCGGAUGAAUCUAAUGACAGCACAACUGCCGCCGCGCCCUCCGCGCCGGCGUCAUCCUCGUCGUCAGUUACGACUGACGUCAAAAUUGACGUCGCGUCGUCAGCUAUCGCGAACCUCAUCAGUCACAAGCCGGCGGUUGGGCCCAAAUCGGGUCCAACAGACCCCCGGUUCACGGACGUGGUGAAGCUCAGCGAUUAUCUGCAACACGGCAGGCGACCACAGUUUUGGGAGGAGAACUAUGUGAAAAGGGUGAUGGAAGCUGUUCGGGUGAAAGAGUUAGAGAUGAAACAGGCGGCUGAAAUUCUCGGCGUGAGUUACGGAACACUGUAUGGACGGUAUAGAGACGUGUACGGAUGUAUCAACAGGCCUUACAGUUACAGGACCGCCCGCGACUUUUGGCAAGCGAAGGGUCCCUCCGAGGUGCUGGAGCGGCUGCAGCGCGGCGAGCUCUCGCUCGACGCCGCGGCGCUCGCGCUCGGCGUCAGCGUCGCCAACUUGUCCGCUUACGUCGCUGACUUCCCCGGCGACAAAGAUUUUGAGCCGAUACCAAUAGAGGUCGACCCGUCGCUGAAGCUGCGCGCGCGCACCUACAGCGGCUCCGGCUCCGCGCUCCACACCAAGCUGGACAGGAGGCCCAGCAAGCCGCCACAGCCCCAGAAGAAAGUGACAGUUGGGAGUUUAACUGACGACGAUCCAAUCCCUGCGGCUGUGAUCUCCACACAGGAAAAGAACACCUACGGAACCACGCCGAGUGGUAAAUGGCCCACAAUCCGCGUGGCCAGCCUCGACACAUUGCGCGAGGCGUCGCCGCCGGCCGCGUCGCCGUCCGCGCUCAUGCGCACGCGCCCCGACCUCACGAUCGUCGCCAAGAAACCGGAAGCGAAACGCGACGACGACGACACGUGAUCACUCUCCGGCUACUCCGACAACACUGACUGUUGAAAUGUCGGAAGUCUAUUUGAAAAUGGAACGAUUCGCUUUUUCCCGGAUGUACUGUGCCAGUAAGUGACCUUGCUUUUUAAAUGUCGCAAGUGAUUUUGAAAAUGGAACUUCUGUGGCGCGGUAUGUGCUGUUUGAAUUUUGAAUCCUGUUCUCUUUUCGGGCUGGAAUUUCCGGUGAAAUAAAAAGUGACGAAACAAGAAAAUUUUAAUUGGACGAUUGUUGUGUCGCAAUUUAGGACUGUUACGGACAUUAAAAAUAUAUAUUUAUUACUUUUUAGCUUAGUUAAGUGUAGGAUAAUGUGUAAAAAUGCAAAUUGUUUAGUAAUUUGACGUUUAAUUAAAUUAUAUUCGAUUAUAAUACAUACAUUAAAUAUUAAUUGAGAGCUUUCGCGGUUUGUUUAUUGUUCGAUGUUUAAAUAUUUGUUUUCUUUUUAAAAAUAUAUAUCACUGAUAAAUAAUAAUAUUACAGAAUUUUAAACACAUGUCGAAUUUUCGUAGUAGAAUUUAAUGAUAAGCUUUGUAAAGAAAAAGUUUUUUUUUUUCUAAACUAAAUUGGCAAAGGUAUGUUUCCAUAUACAUAUUUAUUUUAUGUGUUAUAAGUUCUACUCAUACGUUUUUAUUUGUGUCUAGUGAUGUUCUGUUCUCGGAUUCCCGUGAGGUAAUAUUCCCUCUAAUCUGGGAAUGCCUCCGUACCGGGAAUAAAACAUUAUUAUUCGUGUUGUCUUUUCAUAAUACAAUCGAAAUUAUGGGUUUUAAAUCGUUUCAUGUUUCGAAAUCUCUAUUUGUAAGUUACUUUUUGGAAAUAUUUUUUGUUGAUAAAAUCUUAUAACGUUUCUCAAAGGUGUACACCACAUUGUGUUACUGAAUAUCUAUAUACAUACGGAUCUGUAAGUUCGUUGGGUAAAAUUAAACGGUGCGAAUCGGUGGUGGUGUAAUGGUUAAGACCCCCGUCUGUGGAUCGAAAGGUCCCAAGUUCGAAUCCUACUCGUGCCACACGAGUUUGUAUACCAAUCUGACUCAUGUAUAGUUGUUUUCAUCGACCACCACUUGCUUCCGGUGAAGGAAAACAUCGUGAGGAAACCUGCACACUGGUUGAUUCUUAUUAACUUGUGUGUGAAAUGGAGAAGGCAAUGGCAAACCACUCCAUUAAUAAUGCCAAGAAAGUUGUUACUUGUGUUUCAUACAGUCAUGAGGAAUACGACUAUGAAGAAAAAUAAUAAACACUUCUAAAAAGGGCGUUUCAUACGAUUAUUUUAAUUUAAUUUAUUUUAUUUUUCACAUAAUGUAAAACUAAUAAUUUUAAUAUAUUUAAAAAAAUAUGCAUGUAUAAUUUAUCUAUACGAUCUACACUAUUAUUAUAAAGAGGUAAGCGUUUGUGAGUUUGUAUGUUUGAGGCGGGUAAUCUCCGAAACUACCGAACCGAUUUCAAAAAUUAUUUCACCAUUAGAAAGGUACAUUAUUCAAGAUUGCUAUAGGCUAUAUUUUAUCUCAAAAUUCCGACGGGAGCAAAGCCCCGGGCAACAUCUAGUUAUGGAUGUGUGUUUGUUACUCUUUCACGCAUCCUCAAAAACUUUCUGAUUUAUAAUAUUAGGAGGUUUUAUUUUGGAAAUGAUUCCUUCCUCAUGAAAAUUUACGGAUCGUAAUGACAGCGCGGCCGCUCUGAGAAGACUGAAACCCGAGAAGUGAUCAGACAAACUUCAUCUUACUGCAACUAAAACCACCUUCAUGUAAAAAAGGAUUUAAGCAAUGGCGCCAAUUUUUUUUUAAUAAACAUGACACAAAUUAGGACUUGCAAUGAAAUAAAAUCUUUGAAAAAACUACUGUUUCUAUUCUUGAUUGACAAAACAUUAUUCUGCGUAUGAAUUAACGUCUGACAAUUUAAUAUAAAUAUAAAUAAUCAUGGAAGUAGUUAUAGAUAUAUGACUUUGAAACCAUUACAUUGUAUAUAUGUAUAUACAGGGUUACUGGUAUCAAACGCAAAACCUCCUAAAGACUACUUGGGCACAUCAAAUUAUCUAAUUUGCGAUUCUACACAUGUUAACUCUAUGUAAUAGCCGAGCAACACGAGACAGUACAGUAGCUUUAUGUAGCGGAAUCGAACAUAGAGUUAACGUUUUUUAGAAACGACAUUAAAACUAAAAAAUAUAUAUUUUUUUUUGUAUUUAUUACGUUUAGACAAAAGUCGUAGAACAAAAGAUGUUAGUCUCUAUGUACCUUAUGCGCCUUUGGAAGGUUAGCGUUAGAUACCAGUAACCCUGUAUAAGUAAGACCAAUUUUGUGCGCUUGACCGCGACGUAUAGCGUACUAUAUAUACGAAUAUAAGACCUAUUGUAUGACAAAAUUUAACAUUAUGAAUUGACUUAAAACUUCGCAUAAUAACUCUACCCAAGGUAUCAUACGACUUCAUUAAAUACAUAUAGGUAUUUUGUGACAACGUGUGUGUACACUUAUAUACUUUUUGUACAAUUAAUUUUAGUGUUAAAUUAUAUUGGCGAGCAUUGACCUUGUUUACACAUUAAACUAGAUGUAAGCAGAAUGUAAAUAGAGAAUAUUUUAUUUAACUGAAUAGAUUUAUGGUGAUACACAACUGCACACUAGAUAAAGGAAUUUAUUGCGUAAAAUUACAGUUUUCCAUCACACAACGUAGUCACAGUCCACUAAACCGAAAACGGUUGCCACCACAAUCUUCGCAGUGUGAUUACUUUGUACAAAAUCUUGGCAGUAUACUGUGAUCACUUUGUGCAAUGGAAGACUAUAAUACUUUGCAAUAAAUUCCUUUAUCCAGUGUAGAAUAAUUUGGAAAGAGGAUUUUUUAGUUUUCGCUAAUGAACACAAGAAAUUGUGUUUAUUAGCGAAAAAUGGGAUGGCGGCGCCAGUGUGCAGUUCCGUAUCAUCUUAACAGUCGUUAAAAUAAGCGUACACAUCGCAAAAUGUAAAUUUCUCAAAAUGUACGCGUAUCGAAAUGUUUAGUACUUUGAAAUGCUCUUUUAUGUGUAAUGUAAUUGAAGUGUAAUUGAAGAAAUGCCCAAAUUAUUCAAUAAUCUCCCUCAAAUAAAACUUCUCAAAAUGUUUUCAAACCGAUUUUAAAAAGGAGCUUAACUCACAAAAUUUACUUCUACAUAUCGUGAGACUAAUGUACAGUUGUGAAAAAAAGUGUCUUUUGUUCUUUUUUGACAUUAGUAAAACAAUUGACAAGCUUCUUUUUCAUAUUUUGAGAAGUAAACAUUUUGCGUCGAUUGUUAAUUUUGCGACGGGCGCGUUACGCUCGUCGAUGAUGUUCAAGUCGAAAGUUCCGACGAUAUGUGUUCAUAGUUUAGUUUAGGCGUUUCAUUUAUCAGCGACUCCAUCUUAAACGGGCCAGUCUUUUACGAUCCAGAUUGCGACGAGUCGGACUAUAAAAGGUUUGACGCAUAAUGUACACUGCGCAAAAUGUGUACAUCUGAAAAUGUAAACAUCUGAAAGUGCGACAUCAGCCAAAUUUGUCUGUGAAACUGAAUAGUUUUCUAAAGAAAUCUGUGUUGAAAAAUCUACACAGAUUUUUUCGGUAAAGUAUUUUAAUAUUGUUUUAAUUACUUUUCCAUUAUUGUUCCAUCCACUGAUCGGACUUAAUCAUCAUCAUGGGGUGCCAUCUUCGAAUUGAAGUUUGGAGGUCAGCAUAAGGAAACCCUCGCGGCUUUGGGCCGCUAUUUUCAGUUGGUUGUAUCAAAUUCCGGUCCAAUCCUUUAUGUCAUCAAACCACUUAAUAAAUUCUUGUAAAAUAAGAUAUUUUAUUACAAAUCGUACAGAUAUUCUCUCUCAUUUGAGAGUUGUCCGGGUUUCUUCCCUAGCCAUAGAGCAUCGAAGCCCAGAUUCCUGUUGUUUCUUCUCCACUUCGUAUGGUCUUCGACAUCCUUAGUUGUCAGACCACGUCAGGAAGAAUAACAGCUGUCACAUUCCUUUCUUCACUCCCAGACCAGCAUAAAUCAUCUUUAUUUCAAUUUAGAAUUAUAUACAUCACUUAUUGACGUCAAAAAAUUGCUUAACACUAUGUCUACUGCGGACUUCCAAAACUCGUGUGAAAAAGAAGCGAAGCAGUACCGAAUGUAUUGUGAAAAUUUGGCUGGUGUUAAAAUAAAUCAAUUGUAUAUGUAGUUGCUGGCUGUGGCCCGUGGCACGCUCGUGGCAAAUAGUAGCCUAUCUCACUCUCGUGCUGUACUAUCUCGUACUAUCUACACACAAUUGCGUUUUGACGCGAAAGAAAUAUAAAAACUUUCACAUGUGUAAUAUUAUUAUCGAUAUUUAUAGAUUUGCUAAAUAUAAUACAUGAGAUUCUUAUUAUAUGUAAAUAGGAAAUGUUUUAUAUUGUUUAUUGAGUUUAACGAACAAAUUAUUUCCAUCAUAUAUUUAGUAUUAGAUCCCCAAUAGUUAUUUAUAAGUGAAUUUUGUUAGUUUAAUUCUAUGUUUUUACGUAAAAAUCGUGGUUAUAUGCACGUGUUUUUUUUUGUUAUCUAUGGCAAAAUCUUGUUGUGUAAUUAAUUUUCUUUUGCCUUGUUUUCUAUAACGAUAUAAAUAAACAUAGUUUUAUUUUUAAUUUUAUGUAGAAAAUUCGAGGCUUGGACAGUUUCUAAUUUUAUUAAUAGUUUUUUUUUUAAAUAAAAUCAAAUAUGUUGUUAACGCAUAAGAGUUUUCUAAUAAGAAAAUUACAGCUCUCAUAUUAUGUAAAUAUAUAAUGUAUUGUAUAUUAUAAGUCCUUAGAAGACCAAAUUAUACCCUAAUGUGUUAUAUGGCAUAGCUUUAUAUUAUAUUAUUAUAUAUUAUUAUAAAAAUAUAUAAAUGUCAUAUUUGACUGACAUUAUUAUGGAAUAAGAUCGAAUAAAAGUUACAUAUAUUUUAGUUAUAUGAAUAGUCUUAUAGAACACAUUUCCAUAGAAAGUAUUCUAAUAUAAAAGAUAUGUAAUUAUGUAUGUAUAUUUAAACUUAAAUAAUCCAACGUGAAUAUUGCAUGUGUUUGUGACAUUUUGUGUGUCAUAUAGAAAAUUAUUUAUUUGCGUGCAAUAGGCUUAAUUUUAGCUUCACUCACGUAGCUGUUAUAAUAUUUCAUAAUUAAAAAAAUAUGAAUGAAAAAAAUAAAUUAGAAAAAUAUGAAUAUAAAUUAAAUGACCUUGACUUUUUCUAAUGCAGGGAUAUUUAGUAUUUAAAUGUUUUUAUUCAAUAAAAAAAAAACUAAUUAAAUAAAAAUGUUCGCGGCAGUUUUUCAAGCGUAAUUUGAAAAUGAAUGCUUUAUAACCUUAAAAAUACGUUCUAACUGAAUCUCAAUAUUUGGAACAUAGUAAAAAGACUCAAUAUAGUUCAUAUAGUUGUGAUGUUUUCCUUUACCGUAAACAAGUAUCCACUUGUUUACGGUAAAGGAAAACAUCGCGAGGAAACCUGCACAGUAGCUAUAUCACUGUGCAUACUACAGUCGCCAGAUGGUGAUAGCCGUCGUGUCAGAUACCUUUAGACGACUUCAAUAAAAUCGUAACACACUUGAUACGAGACAUGGACACGGAACGCACUCGUAAAUAAGAUUUUAUUUAUUUAUUCAUAUUAAUAUUAUUCAGUCGCCAACCAAGUGUUACAAUGAUCUUAAGGUAAUUACAAUUAGUGAUUAUAAUUUAGCCAUCUAUUACAGACAUCUGGCACAAAAUGUCACUACACAUAAUCAUAUAUAUAUAUAUAUAUAUAUAUAUAUAUAUAUAUAUAUAUAUAUAUAUAUAUAUAUAUAUAUAUAUAUUUAGUACACACAUAACAAUAUAAAGCUGUAAUGAGCAUAUUAUAGUGAAGUAUAUUUACACAUUCACUCGUUCCUUUGUCGUUUCAUUAGUAUUAAGGCCUUUCACACAGUGGCGCAACAUGAUUGUGUUCUUACGUAUAUACCGCACUGGUUUUUUGCUUCAAUUUCGCAAAAUGUACACUUCGCAAAAUGUAAAAAGAGAAAUAAGAGUUUAUUUUUCUUAGCGUGUUGACUCGGCGAAUCAUAGUGAAGACCAAAGACUCAAAAAAUGGAGAAGGAGGAGAUUAUCUAUCACUAGUGGUUGCUCGCGGCUCUACCCGCGAAAAUGUAGCUUAUUUAACUCUCCCAGCUCUCCAACUGUAUCCAUGCCAAAAACCAUCUGACCCAAUGCUCCCAGAUGAGCAAAUAAGUAUUUUCAAAUUUAUAAUGUUAGUGUUAGUAUGAUUAUUUUGAUUUUAGAAGGAUUGGAGAAAGCAAUGGCAAACCACUCCAUUAAUAGUGCCAAUAAAGUUGUUGUGUGUGUUUCAUUCCAUGUAACUACCAUCAGCCAUGAGGAAAUACGACUAUGAAGAAGAUGGCAAUAAGUUAAAUCUGGUCCUAUUUUUCUCAAUAGGUAUCAGAAACAGUUUAUACGGAACACAGUUAUGUCUUAGCUAUUUACGACCUCGCUGGCGCAGUGGUAGUAGUAGAGGUCCCAGGUUCGAUCCCCGGUCGGGUCAUGAUGGAAAAUGGUAUUUUUCUGAUUGGCCCGGGUUAUGGAUUUUUAUCUAUAUAUGUGUUUAUUAUAAAAUAUAGUAUCGUUGAGUUAGUAUCCCAUAACACAAGUCUCGAACUUACUUUGGGGCUAGCUCGAUCUGUGUGAUUCGUCCGUAUAUUUAUAUUUAUUUUAUUUAACGAUGCCAAUAUUUGCGAAAAUGAAAAUGUCAAAAUGGAUUCCUAAUAUACUUUAGGGAAAUACAAAUAUUAAACCAAGUAAUUAUAAUUGAGUGCUACUCAAUCACCGUUUUUACUUUUAUUUAAGUGAACACAUUUUUAUUUUGCUAUUUAUUUUAUUAAUAUAUACUAUUGUGCAUUGUCUUUUGGUCGUGGUAAUUUGGUUAAAGCCGCGUAGAGUUGAUAAUCUCCUUUUUGAGGUAUUUACAUUUUGAGCCAUUUACAUUUUGCGAAGUGCACAUUAUGCGUCAACUAGUAUAUAUAAGGUCAUAGCACUCUUCAACCUCACCGUACCCCCCCCACACACCCCCCCGCCCCGCGGCAAGGUUACGUGCAUUGGAAAAUCAGCUGUAAACCGUACUCUUUAAGCAUAUUUUAUAUUGACAAUAAAAUAGCGGAAGCUCAGCUCUCGUCAAUGUAAACUGUGUCUACAGGGUACGAUUUAGAGCUCAUUUUUGAAUGAAUGCAUAUUUUAUAUUGACAAUAAAAUAGCGGAAGCUCAGCUCUCGUCAAUGUAAACUGUGUCUACAGGGUGCGAUUUAGAGCUCAUUUUUCAAUGAACGCCAUCUAGCGGUGCGGUAGAAAUGUGGCAUCAAACGUACACUAUAACAAAAAAUAUAAUCCCACAAAAUAUAAAUCCCAGCCACUGUGUAUUACCUCAAUGUGUAAUUAAUUAUUUUUUUAUAAAAUAUUGUGGUUUGUCACAUAAUAUGGUCUUGAACAACUUCGGAUUUGCGUUGAUAGAUGGCGCUUUUUAAAUCAUAUUUAUUCAAAAUUCUUCAUUCAACCCUGGAUCAUAUACAUUAUUUGUUGACGUCAAAAAUUUACUUUUAAGUCUACCGCCGACUUCCAAAGCUCAGGUGAAGAAGAAGCGGCGAAACAGACUUCACCGCAGCCUUUUCUCCUACGACGACAAAACCAUACAGUCAAUCAUGCUUAAGCUUUUCUAAAAGAGUAAAAUGAAAUUUUAUCGACUGCAAAUACAGCCGGGACCGAUGGCUUAACGUUCUUUCCGAAGCACAGAGGAGCUCAAAAUAAUAUAUUUUUGGUCACCCAUCCAAUGACCGACCAUUGUGAAAGUGGCUUGCCUCUAUCCACUGUGCCAUCGAGCUCGUCAGCAAUAUAUAAUAUUUCGAUUAUAUAUAUAUAUUUUAGUAACAUCGUGUUUUUACACGUGUAUACAACGCAGAUAGAUAGAAACUGAAAUAGGGUUCCAUUUGGACCCCUCGGUGUGGAACCCAAAAAACAAAGCGCCAUUUAUCGACCAAAAUUUUCUCACGUUUGAAUUUAUCUAAUUGCAUAUUUUUAAAUCGCAAGAAUUUAUUUGAGUUAUAUUUAAAUGUAACAUUAGAUUUUUUGAAAUUAGUUUACAUGGACAUAUUCACUGCUUAAAUCGCGAUUAGCGUGUUAACACGCCUGGCGCAAAAUAAAAUAUUUAAGGUAUUCACGAAAUUACACUUUUUCAAUCAAAUAUUGUUACUUCUAUCCAAUUUUCCUACAUUAUAUGGGAUUAUUGAGGAAAAAUCACCGUGCGUGUCGCUUCGAAGUUAUGAUUUUUCUUGUACACGCCAGGAGCGAUUUUUUUUUGCUUAUUGGUAUACGCCAAGACCGUUUACUCCUGACGAGCGUGUAGCUAUAUCAUAAUCAAUCCCGAUGUCACUCACAAUCGUAAAGCAGUGAAUUUGUCAUAAAGGUAACCCACAAAGCGGAUAGACCGCGUUAGCCCACCCUAAUGUACCUAUACCUGUCCAACUUCAAUUGGAUGUUUCGUACCAAAUUAUUACGUAAAUAAGUUAUGUUAAGUUAAUUAUGCAUUGGCCGGACAUGCUUUAUUAUGAGCGCGAAUGAAAUAUAUAUUUUUUUUCAUAUUUUCUAUAAGUAGUUUAAUUGUAAAAAUCGACAAGUUGGCCGAUUUGCUGCCAGCGCGGUCCCAUUAUAAUCAAUGGCACAACAUCGACACCCAUUUUAUUGUCCCCACUGAUGGGGCAGUGGUUUUUUUGAUGGAUGGUUAAAAGUGCUGGCAACGACCCACCAAUGCGGGCCCAAUGGGGGAUUGAUACAUAAAAUAUUCAAAAAAUAUAUAUUUAAAUUCUUUUCUAGAAACAAACUAAAUGUAUAACUAAUCUAUAUAUACGAUUAUAUAUAAAAGGGUAAUGUUUUAUUUAAUUCGUAUCAAAAUAGAGCAUGUCGAGUCACAAAAAGCAAUUAAGUAUAUUUUUAUUCGACUCAUAGACUAAAAUCUGUAGCAGGCGUGUUGUUAUACUUGAAUAUAUUAACUCCAUGAUAUUUGUUGAUACAGGUUCUCUGCCUCCUGUUGAAAAAGGACCCACUCGCAUUCAUUUAUCAGGCUAUGAAGGAUAUGUGACACGCCAGGAUUGUGAUACCAAUCUUAGCGUGUCAAAUUCUGAUUACGAUAAUAAUACCAGUGUGUUCGGGAACAUAUUUUGCGGUUUGCACGAAUCACGCCUCGCCCAUACUAACCCGGUAACUGAAUGCAUGCGAAUCUGUUUCCACUGCGAGGCAGGUAGUGGCCUUAUUGUGCGCUAUAGUAAUAUACUGUGUUUUAGUAAUGUGAUGGCGCGCGUCAUUUCAAUAUAUUAUUAUUAUCUAUACUGUUAAAGAGGCUGAAUAUGGCUAUGUACCUUACGCGACUCACAAAGUAUUAUGGUGUCUAAAACGAGAAAAAUGUCUUUACAACAAAUAUUAUAGAAAACUGCCAAUAAAGUGUAGAAAACUGAUUUUAAACGAAUUAAUGCGCAUCACACACAAACUACUGGAUGGAAUUUGAUGCGGUUCAGAGUUGUAAUAGCGGAUGGUCGAAUUUAAAAUCUGGUAUAAGUUUCAUCGCGAUACGAAGCUUAGAACCCGAGAUAUUAACAAUAAUGUGAACACGAUAUAAACGCGGGUGAAUCCGCGGCCAAAAUUCAGUUUUGAUAUAUAAAGCAUCUUUAAAAAAUCUCUGUUCACGUGAAUAAAAUACGUAUUCAAGUAAUAAAAACACGUGUGUUGCAGAAAUUGUAAUUGUUUAUUUAGUGGAAAGAUCGAUCUAUAUACUUUUGUAUUCCGAUCGGUUAUGUUAAUAUAAUUUACUUUUGUGUGUAAAGCGCGAGCGGAAACAUGAAUUAUUGCAUUGAUAGAAAGAGAGGAACAAAUUUGGGGCUGAAUUUUUGGAAAACAUACGCCGAAAGUAAUUUUCUUUCAAUGAGAGAAUAUUUUCUUUCUACCUUAUCUAACUAUAUUCAUUUCUUGUUUUUGUCUAAACUAUAAAGUGGUAAAAAAAACGUUCUCUGAGGUCGUGUGGAUCCUUUCUCUUUGCAUAAUGUUUCUCCUAAUAUAUUUCGGCGUAAUGAUGUUGAUGUAACAUACUAUAUAUAGCAUUUUAGCAUUGUAUAUUUUUCGCAAAACUCUUGUUUUGGCAUAUGUGUUUUAGAAUACAUAACAAUACUUAUAAAUAUGACUUUACAAAACCUGAUAGGUUAGAUUUGUUAGUUUACUAAACAAUAGUAAAAUACCAAACAUAAACUAUCGCUCGCUUUUAUAAUAACAAAAUUUCUUUAUUCAAACCAUAAGUCCAUUUUUUUAUGUUGAUAAUUUGAAAAUUGUGCUUCACCACUGUUAUGCCUAAAAAAAAUAUGUCUAAAUAUUAUUAGGAUAAACAAAAGAAUGUGUAUUUUAUGUUUUAAAAUUUUAUGGAAAUUGAAGGGGUCCAUAGACCAUGAAACUAUAGAUAAAGUAUGUCUAUUAUAUUUGAAGAAAGUUCAAUUCUUUUUUUUGUUUAUUUAAUUUUAGUCUUUGUUUUAAUUUUGGUUACUGUAAUACCCAUUGGUUAUAAAAUUAUGAUUUCCAAAAAAAUAUUUCUUAUUGCGUUAUUAGCAAAUCAGAACAAAAUGUUUGCUUUACACAAUCUACUUUCAUGUGAAAAUAUCAGAAAAGUGCAAUUAAUGUCAAAUGAAUAUACACAACCCUUUUAUAUUAUUUAUCAUAUUGCAAUUGGUAUUACAUAAAUGUUAUUAUGUUACAUUGUUAUUCGUAUUAAUAAAAAAGUAACCUAUUUUAAUUAAAAUAUAUUUUGUCUCUGCCAACAUCAAAGAGAUAAGGACAAAACAUAUUUUAAAGCUUUUUUACGACUGUUACCUUGUUUUUUCUCGUAAAGCCUUUUUCAAAUAAAGAAUGUUAUAAUCGUGGCUGGUUUAAAACAAUACUUAUCAGGAAAUGACUAUGCCAAAGAUUGUUAAUUGUUCUUAAAAAUGUACGUAUGAUGUUUUUGUUAGUGUUUCCGUUCGAUAGUUUGGCAUUGUCGGCAACAUUAUUAUGUAAGUGAAAAAAAAAAUUAAAUAAAACAUUUCAUCUAUGUUU
Plodia interpunctella (Indianmeal moth) is the source of this 13662-nucleotide messenger RNA. RefSeq lists its product as uncharacterized. The transcript has 17 exons. Bases 709 to 2586 code for a protein of 625 amino acids. Gene Ontology annotation, molecular function: protein binding. Gene Ontology annotation, cellular component: nucleus. Gene Ontology annotation, biological process: regulation of transcription by RNA polymerase II. The record is from RefSeq and is a predicted model, not a curated record. NCBI's taxonomy places the organism in Eukaryota, Metazoa, Arthropoda, Insecta, Lepidoptera, Pyralidae.